Hyposmocoma kahamanoa is the source of this 2892-nucleotide messenger RNA. It is a transcript of the gene nito, whose product is annotated as RNA-binding protein spenito. Gene Ontology annotation, cellular component: nucleus. The transcript is spliced from 2 exons. The coding region runs from base 304 to 2481 and encodes 725 amino acids. The record is from RefSeq and is a predicted model, not a curated record. Gene Ontology annotation, molecular function: mRNA binding. Lineage: Eukaryota; Metazoa; Arthropoda; Insecta; Lepidoptera; Cosmopterigidae. Gene Ontology annotation, biological process: regulation of alternative mRNA splicing, via spliceosome.
CUUCCGUUCCGCCAUGUUGGGUUAGGCGUUUUUUAUAGUUUGUGAAUAGUGCGUCGUCGAUGUAAUUUCUACGAUUUUCUUUUGAGUUGUGAAAGUGGAUUUGAUUGCCCUGUGGUAGUUAAAAGUGUGGCGUUUUUAAGUGCAAAGCGAAGUGACUUUGUCGUUAUUUUGUUUGUGGUAAGACUUACACAGCAGCUAACUUUUAUCGUGCGGUGAUCUCAUUGUUUUCUGGAACAAAGCGACAUUUUGAAGUGACGUGUAAUGUUGUGCAUUUCAGAUAGUGGUUCGUCGUACUGAGCUUUCAUGAUUGGAUUACCGCGUAGCGAUAGAGAUAGAGAUCGAAUUACGGUGAAAAUUCGUAACAUGAAGAGAAGUUCGUCGAGAGAUAGCAUGCCGCGUUCGAAGCGUACUCGCAGUAGCAUAGGCAGGUACGAUGACAGCUCUGAUGAGCGUGUCACUCCAGAACGAGUGCGCCGCCGGGUGCGCUCGCCGAGCCCCCGCGGCCGGUACGUGUCGCCACAUCGUGAGGAAUACGUACGCUCUCGGGAAAGAGAGGAAUCAGUGCGUCCAUACUACAAAGUGCUGUGUGUCAGCGCCUUGCACCUCAAAGCUUCCGAUGAGAUCAUCAAGGAUACUCUUUACAGAGAAUUCAAGAAGUUUGGAGACUUCAGCAUUAAAAUUUCGCAUGAGCUAGAUGAACGAGUGGCGUAUGUUUGCUUUAGAAAUGCUGAAGAUGCCAGAGACGCUAAGCACGCUAAGCCAAGAAUUAUACUGUAUGACAAAGUGGCUAUAGUGGACCCUGUUUAUGAACCAGUCAGGUCAGAGUAUAGGAGCAGGCCUAGAAGUAUAACUCCACCUGAUUAUGAACGUCCUUAUUCUUAUACUUGGUCUCCAGUACCUGAGAGGCGCAGACCACCAGAUGAAAGAGCCUAUGGGAUUCCGCCAACAGUGCCACCACAUCAUAGAGAUUUCCGCCCUCCAAUGCAUGAAUAUCCUAUGGCUGGGCCUCACGGGCCCCCAAUGCAUCAUAGACCACCUUUUGAGAAAGUUGAAAACAAAAAAGACAAAUUCCCUAACUACUUACACCACGUACAGCCUGAAGAUGAUCCUCUUGCUACUAGAACACUUUUUGCUGGUAACUUAGAAAUAAACAUAUCAGAUGAGGAGCUUCGACGCAUUUUUGGUCGGUACGGCAUUGUGGAGGACAUUGAUAUUAAACGUCCACCCCCUGGGACAGGAAAUGCCUUUGCAUUUGUAAGAUACCAAACACUUGACAUGGCUCAUCGUGCCAAGGUAGAGCUUUCGGGUCAGUAUAUUGGCAAAUUCCAAUGUAAAAUUGGGUAUGGUAAGGCAACCCCGACCACCCGUGUGUGGGUGGGUGGUCUGGGACCUUGGACUUCAGUGGCUCAACUUGAAAGAGAAUUUGAUAGAUUUGGGGCAAUCAAAAAAAUUGAAUAUGCAAAGGGAGAGCCACAUGCCUACAUAUUGUAUGAUUCAAUAGAUGCAGCUCAGGCUGCAGUAAAAGAGAUGAGAGGCUUUUCUCUAGGUGGGCCAGACAGGCGUCUUCGCAUUGAUUUUGCUGAUGUUGGCAAUGGUGGGCCAUUCAGACCAAAACCUUAUGCACCACCACCAGUUGGUGAAGAUGGGCGUCCUGCCGAGGGAUAUGAAGGCUAUGAGGGAACUUGGGAAGAAGGUUAUGGUUAUGGGGGUUAUAGAGGAAGAGGUGGUCAUCGUGGUCGUGGUCGAGGCAUGUAUAGAGGUGUAUAUCAUGGCACUGGUGAUUAUCGCGAUGAGGAGUGGCGCAGAGCGCCAUUGGACAAUGAAUAUGACGGCCGUGUGCGGCGCUCCGGAUCACGCGAACCAGGUGUAGACCGAUCCAGAUCUCGCUCACCGCGACGCCGUUCCCCUGAUAGCGACUCGGAUGGAUCCCCUCGCAGAACAGGUGGCAUGCUUGCAUCGGCAAGAACUCUCCCUGAAGUCGUACGCAAGGCUACUACCAUAUGGAAUGGUGCUCUCAUAUUGAAAAAUUCUUUGUUCCCAACUAAAUUUCAUCUUACUGAUGGAGACUCUGAAAUCAUUGACAGUCUUAUGAAGGAUGAAGAUGGAAAAAAACAAUUGCGGAUCACGCAAAGACUGAGGUUAGAUCAGCCCAAACUUGAUGAUGUUCAGAAGCGUAUUGCAACAUCCAGUUCACAUGCAAUCUUUUUGGGAGUAGCUGGAUCUACUGCAUCUGUCACCAAUGAUGAUGCAAGUAUUCAGACAAGGCCGAUGAGAAAUUUGGUAUCCUACUUGAAGCAGAAAGAAGCAGCUGGAGUAAUAUCCCUUCUGAACAAAGAAACAGAGGCCACUGGUGUACUGUAUUCAUUCCCUCCAUGUGAUUUUUCUACAGAACUUUUAAAGAGAACUUGCCACAACCUAACAGAGGAGAGUUUGAAAGAGGAUCAUCUCGUAAUUGUGGUGGUGCGUGGAGGUUCAGCUUAAAUAUUAUAUAUAACACAGUAACAAGGAUUGUAUAGAUUUGUAUUGAGUUUAUUGUUAGAAUUAGUUUUUAUAAAGCUUCCCAAUGUUUAUCAUCAUUUUACAUUCAUUGUAUUACAUGUUUAUUUGUGACGUGUAGUGUUGUAUGGUGAGGUGUAUGUAAACACAAACUAAUUAUGUGACUGUUUCAGUUAAGUCAUAAGUUUUAGUGCAAGUGCUGUGUUAGUGCACAGUUGUAGUGCAAAGCAAUAAUUAUUGCACAUAUAUUGUAGUUAGUUUUUGCUAGUUAUUCAGGAAUAAAAAGUAAAAUUUCAUUAAGUGUAUUAUGAUGGCAAAACUUGAGUUAUAAUGAUAGUGUAUAUCUUAUUCAGUGUAUGUUAGGUGAUGUGUAGUGUAAGUGUGUGACUCAAAUAG